AUGUUGCAGAGAGCAGCAAGCAAUGCAUAUUCAUGGUGGUGGGCCAGCCACAUCCGUACAAAACAAUCCAAAUGGCUCGAACAUAAUCUUCAAGAUAUGGAGGAGAAGGUACAUUACACACUGAAGAUCAUAAACGAAGAUGGAGACACUUUUGCGAUAAGGGCUGAGAUGUAUUAUCGUAAGAGGCCUGAGAUUGUUAAUUUCGUCGAGGAAGCGUUUCGUUCCUACCGUGCUUUAGCAGAACGCUAUGAUCAUUUGUCCACAGAGCUUCAAAGUGCUAACCACAUGAUCGCCACCGCUUUUCCUGAACAUGUUCCGUUUCCUCUCGAUGACGAUGAUGAUGAUGAUGAUGACAACCAUGACAAACCACCUAAGCCUCUUCAUCUCAUCCCCGGUGGAACUCACAUACCAGAGGUCACUGAGAUUCCCAAGAAAGAGUUCAAGAGCCAAUCUCUGAUGUUGAGAAAAGGACCUUGUGAUAUGAAAGGUUCGGUCUCUUCUUGUGCAGUGGUGAGUUCAGGAUUGAGUAAAGAAGAGGCACUAGAGGAGAUUGAUAGAAUCCAUAAGGGGAUCUUGGUGCUUCAGACAGAGAAGGAGUUUGUGAGGAGUUCUUACGAGCAGGCUUAUGAAAGGUACUGGAACUUGGAGAACGAGGUUACAGAGAUGCAGGAGAGGGUUGUUAGUUUACAAGACGAGUUUGGAGUUGGCGCAGAGAUAGAAGACGGUGAAGCUAAGACGCUGGUGGCUAGCACUGCUCUGACCUCAUGUAAAGAGACGAUAGCUAAGCUCGAGGAGACGCAGAAACGAUUUGCUGAAGACGCAGAAACCGAGAAGGAAAGGAUUGUUUCUGCGACAGAGAGGUUUGAAGCACUGAGAAAUAAGUUUGAGAUGGUUAGUAAAGAAGAAGCUAAGAAAGGUUCUUCUGGUCAAGAAUCUAAAAAGGAAUCAAGAGAGGUUGAUUUGGGUGAAAACCUUCUGACUAAUGCAGAGUUUGCGGAGAAGAUAGAUGAGCUUGUGGAGAAAGUUGUGACUCUGGAGACAACAGCUUCAUCUCACACAGCAUUGGUAAAUACGUUGAGAUCAGACACCGAUGAGUUACACGAACAUAUUCGUGUCGUGGAGGAAGACAAGGCAUCUCUUGUUUCAGAUUCAAUAGAUAUGAAGAGAAGAAUCACAGCGCUUGAAGAUGAGCUGAGUAAAGUUAGAGACCUGUUCCAGAGAGUGGAAGAACAGAACAAUGAUCUUCAAAAGCAUUUGGUUGAUGCUAAUAGCACAGCUAAACACUUAUCUGGAAAGUUACAGGAAGUGAAGAUGGAUGAGCCUUCUAAGGAUUUAGAUUCAAUCUCAGAAGACGCAGAGAUAAUAAUAAAGAGUGAAGCGGAAGUUAAAGAGGCCAUUGUAGUCAAUCAAGAGACUGUGAAAGAAGAGAAACCAGAGACGAAAGACUCAGAAACAGAAAGCACUUGUUUUGGCACAGAGGGAGAAGAUGAGGAGGAGAGGAGAAACUGGAGGCAGCUGUUACCUGAAGACGGCAAGGAGGAUAGAGAGAAGGUUCUAUUGGAUGAAUACACAUCAGUGCUAAGAGACUACAGAGAAGUGAAGAGAAAGUUGGGUGAAGUUGAGAAGAAGAACCGUGAUGGCUUCUUUGAGCUGGCAUUGCAGUUGAGAGAGCUCAAGAACGCUGUUUCUUGCGAAGACGUGGCAUUUCAUUUCUUACCUCAGAAACCUGAAAGCAUGUGUAUCUCUCAUAGCUCUAGCUCUUCGAUCUCCAUGGCACCACAUCAUCAGCAAGUUGGAGACGUGAAGAACACCGCAAAGAACAAAGAAGAAGAGGGGGUUAAAGUGAAGUUUGCAGUUACUGAUGAAACUCCAAGAAAGAAGAUUCCAACCGUGGAAGAAAAAGUGCGUGGAGAUAUUGAUGCGGUGCUAGAGGAGAACAUCGAGUUCUGGUUGAGGUUUAGCACAUCUGUCCACCAGAUUCAAAAGUACCAGACAGCAGUUCAUGACUUGAAAGCAGAGCUAUCUAAACUCAGUAGUAACGCAUCAGAGGCAAAGCCUAUAUACAGACACCUUAGAGAGAUUCGUACAGAGCUGCAGCUAUGGCUAGAGAACAGUGCAGUCCUUAGAGACGAGCUCGAGGGAAGGUACGAAACACUUUGCAACAUCAAAGAUGAAGUUACAAGGAUGACGUCUCAAUCAGGUGGUACUAAAGUAAACGAUAGUACAGAGUUAAGCAGUUACCAGGCUGCAAAGUUCCAUGGAGAGAUACUCAACAUGAAACAGGAGAACAAAAGAGUCUUUAACGAGCUUCAAGGUGGCCUUGAGCGUGCAAAAACUCUCAGAACUGACGUGGAGAGAGUUGUCUGCAAACUAGAAGAGGGUCUUGGGAUCUCUAACGCGGCGGCUACAAGAUCUCUGAGCAAGAACACAUCAUCAUCAUCAUCAUCAUCAUCACCUAGAAAGCCUAGGAUUCCACUAAGGUCAUUCUUGUUUGGUGUCAAGUUGAAGAAGUAUAAACAGCAGAAGCAACCUUCAUCAAUCUUUGCUUGUGUGAGUCCAUCUCCAGCACUGAACAAACAGUGUAGCUACAUUGUUCCACCAGAAAAGCUCCCUAGGAGUCCCUAAACUAAAUCUGUAUUCAAUACUUUGAAGAUUGAAAGUGUAUGAGAUUUGUAUUAUUAAUUAGUACCAUGUACUGGG
This is a messenger RNA of Raphanus sativus (radish), 2700 nucleotides long. RefSeq names its product protein NETWORKED 2B-like. Gene Ontology annotation, molecular function: actin binding. The record is from RefSeq and is a predicted model, not a curated record. NCBI's taxonomy places the organism in Eukaryota, Viridiplantae, Streptophyta, Magnoliopsida, Brassicales, Brassicaceae.